AUGUCGGAGCCGCCCGCUGGGGCCGUUGCGCCGCCCGCGGAUGCACCCAUGCCGAAGGAACCGCAAGCGGUAAAAGACAAAAAGGCCGCAAAAGAGCUUAAGCGUGAGCGCCGCGCUGCGGCGAAAGCGCAGCAAGACGGUGCGGCGAUUAGCCACGCAAAACCCGAGCAAAAACCCAAGGACGCCGCACCCCGAGCAAAAAACAUGAGCGAGGCCGCGCCGGCCAAAAGCACCGCAGCACACUUAGUACCUCAGGCAUCGCUGGACAAGGACCUCUCCAACGUGGGUGUCCUUGGCGAUGCGUCGCUCUUUGGCAACGUUGUUCUCCCCCGCAGCGCGCAGCUGAAUGCAUUCAGCUGGAAUGCUGCGUCCGCGCGCGCAACCAUCCACCCCGAAGUGCUCAGCUUGUGCCACCAGCUGGCGACAUUCAACGUGCGCGGCGCAAACAAACGCGCAAUUGCCGUCCUGCGCGCGCUGGGCGCAGUGAUCCGCGACUAUCGCACGCCCCAAGGCGCGGUGCUGAGCCGCGAUUUGCUCACGCGUGUCUCGCAGCAAGUCGGCCACAUUGUCGAGUCGCGCCCGAUGAAUACUAGCACGGGUCAUGCGGUCCGCUUCCUGAAAUACGAAAUCAGUGUCGUGGACUCGAACCUCGGCGAAGCCGAGGCGAAGGAGCAUCUGCUGGACCGCAUUGAGCAUUUUAUCCGCGACCGCAUCAUCUAUGCAGCUAAAGUGAUCCAGACGCAUGCCGCAGCCAAGAUUCACGACGGUGACGUGGUGAUGGCAUACGCACGCUCGUCGGUGAUCGAAGGCACGCUUCUCCAAGCACACCGCAAUGGAGUCAAGUUCGAGGUGAUUGUCAUCGACUCGCGCCCAUUGUUUGAAGGCAGGGAGCUUGCGGAGCGGUUGAUCGGGGCUGGCAUACCUACCACGUACGGCCUGCUUUCCUCGCUCAGUACGCUCAUCCCCCGGGUCAACCUGCUCCUUCUCGGCACCUCGUCCCUGCUCUCGAACGGCGCGCCGUAUGCGCGUGCAGGCACGGCAAUGUGUGCAAUGCUCGCACAUGGGUACCACAUCCCUGUGAUUAUCUGCUGCGAGACGUACAAGUUCAGCGACCGGAUUCAGCUGGACAGCUUCGUGGUGAACGAGGCGGGUAACUGCUCGGACCUGCUCUCUCAGGAAGACGACUCGGCGCAAAGCAAGAGCAAGCUGCUCACGCGCGCAGAAUGCAGUGCAGAGCCGCGACUCAAGGUCGUCCAGCUGUUGUACGAUGUGACGCCGCCGCGGUAUAUUAGCGCGGUUGCGAGCGAGGUGGGCCUUGGGGGGACGGAGAGUGUGGGUGUGAUUCUGCGUGAUUACAAGAGUGUGCUAUUCGGCAUCUAG
This is a messenger RNA of Malassezia vespertilionis, 1380 nucleotides long. RefSeq lists its product as uncharacterized. NCBI's taxonomy places the organism in Eukaryota, Fungi, Basidiomycota, Malasseziomycetes, Malasseziales, Malasseziaceae. The coding region runs from base 1 to 1380 and encodes 459 amino acids. The transcript has a single exon. The record is from RefSeq and is a predicted model, not a curated record.